AGUGGCGCCGUCGCGUGGCUGGAAGACGAAACGCUCGGCGAACGGACGAGACAUCGUGAAGCGGCUUUCAGACGUUCCUGGGUAUUUGUAAAGAAAACUCGACAGUUCUGGCCGCUGAACAACGAUGGAGAUCGAGGUCGUGUCUGCUGGAACCUCCAAACUCAUAACCACCGUGGAGGUUACUCCGAGCACUACGAUUGGGGAGAUUAAGCAAAAAUUAAAUAAACUGAAGAAAGCUCCAUAUGUCGAGAGGCAGAGUUUACGAUUGGAUUCUAAGGGUAAAUCCUUGUCCGAUUCGGAAACCGUCAAAGGACUGUCGCUCAAAGCUGGUUCCAAGUUGUAUUAUAGGGAUCUUGGACCACAGAUCGGGUGGAAAACUGUUUUCCUUGUGGAAUAUGCCGGUCCUUUAGUCGUAUACCUUUGGGUGUACCAAAGACCAUGGCUUUUUUACGGCAAUGUAGCGGAUACAAAAUUGGAGCCAGUAGUGCACUGGGCAGCGGCUUGCUGGACAAUUCAUUAUGCGAAGCGGUUAUUGGAAACUUUGUUUGUUCAUCGAUUUAGCCAUUCCACUAUGCCAUUAAGAAACCUCUUUAAGAAUUGCUCGUACUAUUGGCUAUUUACAAUGUACGUGGCUUACCACGUCAAUCAUCCAUUGUACACAGCCCCUAGCCAAUUCCAGUCGAUGCUCGGAGCAGCAUUAUUUGCAAUUUCUGAGCUGGGGAAUUUAAGUAUUCACUUAGCAUUAAGGAAUUUAAGACCGCCGGGUACAACGGUUAGGAAAAUUCCAAAACCAACGUCCAAUCCUUUCACGCUGCUGUUUGAUCUAGUCUCCUGCCCCAAUUAUACAUACGAAGUCGGCAGUUGGAUUGGUUUUACAAUAAUGACUAAAUGUCUUCCAGCGGGCAUAUUUACGCUUGCUGGUGCAUAUCAAAUGACAGUAUGGGCAUUGGGAAAGCACAAAGCGUACAAGAAGGAAUUCCACGACUAUCCAAAAAGUCGAAAGGCCAUCAUACCAUUUAUAAUUUAAAAGUACUGUCCAACCCGACAGCUUUAUGAGUUUCUUAGCCGGAUCUAAAGCUCAGCGAACGUACAACUUUGUUAUCGUUGAAAUUUUUCAUACCUAAAUAAAUUUGUCAAAAUCCA
This is a messenger RNA of Orussus abietinus, 1143 nucleotides long. It is a transcript of the gene Sc2, whose product is annotated as very-long-chain enoyl-CoA reductase. Gene Ontology annotation, molecular function: oxidoreductase activity, acting on the CH-CH group of donors; protein binding. Gene Ontology annotation, biological process: very long-chain fatty acid biosynthetic process. The record is from RefSeq and is a predicted model, not a curated record. The transcript has 5 exons. Bases 125 to 1027 code for a protein of 300 amino acids. NCBI's taxonomy places the organism in Eukaryota, Metazoa, Arthropoda, Insecta, Hymenoptera, Orussidae.